This is a messenger RNA of Hylaeus anthracinus, 1888 nucleotides long. Its product is annotated as diphthine methyltransferase. The record is from RefSeq and is a predicted model, not a curated record. The transcript has 4 exons. Bases 658 to 1761 code for a protein of 367 amino acids. Gene Ontology annotation, molecular function: protein binding. NCBI's taxonomy places the organism in Eukaryota, Metazoa, Arthropoda, Insecta, Hymenoptera, Colletidae.
UUUGUUUCUUUUUAUUAGGAAGAACUUAAAGACCACCAUUUUCUAUGCAUAGAUGCAAAUCACGAAGGAAUCAUUUCUUCGUAUUAAGGUCUAAUUUAGUAAAUAAUAAAAUAAUAUUAAGCAGAAACAAUUUGUACACUGAAGAGUCUUCGUUUAUAUAUUUUCUAAGGAAAAUGUAUCGCAUUUUUGGUUGAAACUAUGGGUACCUAGCGAUUACCUACAGUAUACAGACAGAAAAAAAUUGAUCAAACAAAACAUACCUAUGGAAAGUAUAAUCCUUGAAUAUAACUGACUAUAAGGUAUAUCUGAAUAAAGAAAAAACAACAAUUUUCUACAGUAAUGUGUAUUGAUUUCAUGCCCUUAAUUAAUUACUCGCGUAUUUAUCAAUUUAAAAGUAGCGCGAAAGUAUUGAGUAUUACAGUUCGGUACUUUCUCCCACCACGUGCUGUUUAAAUUACCGACACCAUAAACUGUACAUCUAUGUAACAUCACUGCAUAUUGGCUUGCAAGCGGUGACAUGGAGAAGUCGAUCAUUUCAUGUAUUUCACGAAUUAAAUUAUAACAUUAUACUUCAUUUUCAUUUAAACUUAUUUAUUUAUUCUGUGAGAUAUACAUCUGCGUUUCAUUAAUAUAUCGUUGAAGAUCGAUAAAUCAAUCAUGUUCCACACUUUGGAUAGCUUCGAUACCGAAUUUUCUGCCGACUCUGUCGAAUGGUGCCCAGCAAAUCCCUUCAGAGAUAUAUUUGUAUGCGGAACGUAUCAAUUAACAAAAGACAGUGAAACAACAUCGGAUAAAUCGGAAUCAUUAAAACGCUUAGGACGAAUGUAUAUGUUUCGAGUCGUAGACAAUGGACUUCUGGUACUGUUACAAAAGCUAGAAGUCCCUGCUGUGUUAGACACGAAAUGGGCACACGUUACGUAUCAAAAUAAAAUUUUACUUGGCGUUGUGAAUUCUAUAGGCUACUUGCAAGUUUAUCAAUUAAAAAUCAACGAAGAGAAGGAAACUUUGGAAUUAUUAACGGAGAAGAAAAUUUCCCAUAGCGACGACGAAGUUCUCAUCUUAUCAUUAGACUGGUGUUCCGGAAGAUGGAUGAAUAACAACGAAUCGAAUCCAAAAAUUGUAGUUAGCGAUUCGAAAGGUUUUAUAUCGUUAUUCGAAAUAAAUGAAAACGAACUUAACGAAAUUAAUUCAUGGCCCGCGCACGCAUUCGAAGCUUGGAUCGCAGCUUUCGAUUACUGGGAUACGAACGUCAUAUACACGGGCGGCGACGACUGUAAAUUCCAACGUUUCGAUACGAGAGUAGGAAGUGAAUCCACCGCGUUAAGCAAAAUUCAUGGCGCCGGUGUUACGAGCAUUCAUAGUAAUGCGACAAAAGAGUUUUUAUUAUCGUCUGGAAGUUACGACGAAACGUUGAGAUUAUGGGAUACAAGAAACAUAAAACGACCCGUUUCGGAAACCGAUCUUGGCGGUGGUGUGUGGCGUUUGAAAUGGGAUCCAUUCAAGCGAAACUAUUUACUCGCCGCUUGCAUGUAUGGCGGAUUUCGAAUAAUCAACUGCGAGAGAACAGAUGCACCGUCUGUCGUUAGCGAAUACAACGAGCACGAAAGUAUAGCGUACGGAUGCGAUUGGUCCUUUUUAAACAGCGCAGAAAUUGUAAAACGAAUACCCAAAAUGGAAGCAGGAAACGUUUCUUUGAUUGGUACCUGCUCCUUCUACGAUCACGUUUUAAAAUUGUCCGCAACACAUUUAGGGGAUUACUAAAUGAAUCUCUACUUACAGUGGGUGUAGUAAGUAUUCGUACACCGAUCAAUUUCCAAAAAAACUGUGUAAAAUUGUAAUUUAUUAACUUAUUGUUUAUAAACAAUAUUGUUUAUAUUAUUUAUAUAAC